Culex pipiens pallens (northern house mosquito) is the source of this 1790-nucleotide messenger RNA. Its product is annotated as cytochrome P450 6d3-like. The coding region runs from base 62 to 1552 and encodes 496 amino acids. The record is from RefSeq and is a predicted model, not a curated record. Lineage: Eukaryota; Metazoa; Arthropoda; Insecta; Diptera; Culicidae. Gene Ontology annotation, molecular function: oxidoreductase activity, acting on paired donors, with incorporation or reduction of molecular oxygen; heme binding; iron ion binding. The transcript has 3 exons.
GCAGUCGGUCAUUUCUAAGGCAGCGGACAACAGCACACUCUUCCCAGCAAAUCUCGCCGCAAUGAUUCUGCUUUCGCUCGCCCUGCUGGGGCUGAUCCUGUUCCUGGGACUUCGCUACAUCUACUCGUACUGGGAGCGGCACGAAUUGCCGCACGUCAAGCCGGAGAUUCCGUAUGGGAAUUUGCGACCGGUUGCCGAGCGUCGCGAGUGCUUCGGAGUGGCCAUUUCCGAGCUGUACAAAAAGUCAACGGAGCAACUGCUGGGGAUCUACCUGUUCUUUCAGCCUGCGAUUAUGGUGCGCGAUGCGCGUCUCGCAAAGCAGAUCAUGACGUCGGACUUUGCCAGCUUUCACGACCGCGGGGUGUUUGUGGACGAACGGAACGAUCCGUUUUCGGCGAACCUGUUUGCGCUGCCCGGGAAGAAGUGGCGCACGCUGAGGAACAAGCUCACGCCGACGUUCACUUCUGGGAAGUUGCGUAACAUGCUACCGACGAUUUUGGACGAGAGCAAGCGGUUUCAAGAUUACCUGACGCGGGUGGUUGGUGAUAAGGGCGAUACGGUGGAGAUGCGGGAUCUCGCUUCGCGGUACAUUGUGGACAUUAUUGCGUCGGUGUUUUUUGGCUUUGAGGCGGACUCGAUGAACGAUCCGGAGCAUCCGUUCCGGGUUGUGGGUCGGGAGGCGGUGGCUGACAGCUUUUCGAACAAUAUUAGGAGUGCGGCUACGUUCGUGUGUCCGGGACUGCUGAAGCUGAUCCAGAUUCCGUCGAUUCCUCCGAAGAUCUCCGGGUUCAUGAUUGAUUUGGUGAAGCAACAGAUGGAGUACCGUGAGAAGAACAACGUCAGCAGGAAGGACUUUUUCCAGCAGUUGGUUGAUCUGCGCAAGGAAGAUCUGCUCAAAGGGGAAGACACCAUGAGUAUUGAGGAGUGUGCCGCGCAGGUGUUUUUGUUUUACAUCGCAGGUUCGGAAACGACCUCCGUCACCAUAACCUACACGCUGCAUGAGCUCAGCCAUAAUUCGAAGGCGAUGGAACAACUGGUUGGCGAGAUUGAUGAAACACUUGCAAAGUCCAACGGAGAGAUCAACUACGACAUUGUCAAAGGAAUGCGAUACUUGGAUGUGUGCGUGAAGGAAACCCUCCGGAAGUAUCCAGGACUUCCGAUCCUCAACCGGGAGUGCACCCAGGACUUCCAGGUGCCACAGUCGAAGGUGAUCAUCAAGAAGGGAACGCAGAUCAUCAUUCCGAUCUCUGCUUAUGGAAUGGACGAGCGGUACUUCCCCGAGCCGGAAAGCUACAUCCCGGAGCGGUUCUUCGAGGAAAGCAAGAACUACGACGACAAUGCGUACCAGCCGUUUGGAGAUGGUCCGAGGAAUUGCAUCGGCAUUCGAAUGGGUGUGUUUGUGGCCAAAGCUGCCCUCAUAAUGCUGCUGUCCAACUUCACCUUUGAGGCUACGCAAGGACCGAAGAUUGAGUUUGCCGCUUCCAGCGUUACAUUGCUGCCUAAGGGUGGUAUUAAGUUUAAGGUUGGACAGAGGAAGGUCAAGUCGGCUUAAGAUAGUAAUUAAUCCGGUGAUAUUACUAGUUAGUCCUGGCCCUGGCCGAGAGGGCACAGUUGAGUUACGACUACUCCAACAGAGUGUGUGUGCGGUCUACAAUCUGCAACAGUUUCUAGCCUGGAUGGGAUGAUCCGUUGCCCCGCAACAAGAUGUGAUGUGCUCGACCCGGCAAUCUGUGCCUGCGUAUGUUUCUAAAUGCUGGCAAAUAAAUCAUGAUUGAAUUAUGUUCAUUAGA